Nicotiana tabacum (common tobacco) is the source of this 696-nucleotide messenger RNA. The record is from RefSeq and is a predicted model, not a curated record. Lineage: Eukaryota; Viridiplantae; Streptophyta; Magnoliopsida; Solanales; Solanaceae.
AUGGGAUUGGCAGAUAGCUUGAAGGACAAUGUUGAUGCUUCAGCAGGUGGAGCAUUUUUGAGCAAGUCAUUUAAAGAGUGUAAGGUCCUGCUAGAUAAAAUGGCUCAAAACUCGGGAUGGAUGACAAGAGACUCCACAAUCACCCCUAUAGUUCACUCAGUAGCAUUGGACCCGAACAAUUCUAUAGCCGAGAAUAUGGCCAAUUUGAUUACGCAAAUGAAUAUCCUUACCAAGAAGAUUGAUGAAUCAAUGCCAAUUGAGUUAGAUGAGACAACUGAGUUAGUAGAAGUAAGAGUACAACCAACCCACGAGGAAAUAAAUAAGGAAAAAGAGGUUGCGGAAGAGACUGAGAAAGUGCAAGAGAAGGUAUUAGAAAAAGUGCCUGAGCAGGAUCUAACUCAAGCCACAGGAAAGAAGCGACCUCCAGCACCAUUCCCGCAAAGGUUGGCCAAAUAUCAGAAGGAUGAGCAGUAUAAAAAGUUCAUGGAAAUGCUAAAGCAAAUUCAUGUAAACAUUCCUUUAAUCGAUGCUUUGAAGGAGAUGCCUAGUUAUGCUAAAAUGAUGAAGGACUUGAUGUCUCGUAAGUUUGACUUCCAAGACUUGGCAAUUGUCACAUUGACAGAGACCUGUAGUGUUGUUGUGUCAAGACCUAUAGCUGAGAAGUUAUCCGACCCUGGAAGCUUCACAAUUCUAUGA